This is a messenger RNA of Daphnia pulex (common water flea), 830 nucleotides long. Its product is annotated as G-protein coupled receptor-associated protein LMBRD2-like. The record is from RefSeq and is a predicted model, not a curated record. Gene Ontology annotation, cellular component: membrane. The transcript is spliced from 4 exons. Bases 90 to 725 code for a protein of 211 amino acids. Lineage: Eukaryota; Metazoa; Arthropoda; Branchiopoda; Diplostraca; Daphniidae.
GUUCGUCUGCUACUCUUUAGUCUGUUCGAGGACGACGAACAAACCGGUCACGGAGCAAAUCUAUCGCACUCAAACAGCACUCAAACAUAAUGCAUCAAACCUAUUACACAAAAAUUAUGGGGCACAUGGAUGUGUUGCACAUUUCGGACGGUUUCAACAUCUACUUCCCCAUGGCCAUUUUUUUUGGACUAUGUCUGGCGGCCACUUACUUCGUAUUGGGAGUUCGUUUUCUUUCCUUCCUCGGAUUCCAGCAAUUUGUAGACGGCGAAGAUGAUAUUACGGUCGAUCUGUCUAACGAAGGAAGAGAGCUUAUCAAACGGGAGAAGCGGAGGCGUCAGAGAGCUGAAGAUAAUGAAUCCCGACGUCGAAAUGUCGAAGUUGCCAGCAGUUCCUCUCGAGCCGAGCGCAUUCGUGAAACUGGAGUCAAAGCAAUGUCGCCGAUGACAUCACAUCCUGUCAUUGAGGAAGAGGCUGAAGGACGUACCGGGCUAACUCUAAUUACCUCCGGGCUUCAAAAUGUUCAGUUAUUAGAUCAGCAAUCUAAUGAAACUAACCCUCAACGACUGACUAGAAAACAGCGCGUCAACCAAAGAACUAAUAGACGAAAGAGGGAAAAGAGAAAACGAGAUGCAGUAGCCAAAGCUGCUAGGUCAUUGUCGAAUGAAAAAACUUUUUUCACUGAUGCAAAAAAUUUUCUUCAACGUUUUUUUUUCAAAAAUGUGUGAAUGAUAUUUCGUAGUCAUGUUUGAACUUUUUCUGAAUCUCAAUGCAAAAUUGUAAAUCCAAAUUAUUUUUGAAGGAUUGUAUUGUCAAUAAUUUAGCAUAAGGAA